AGCGGCGGCGGCGGCUGAGGACACAGGACACAGGACACGACCACUACACCGCAGCAGCCUCACGCAGUUCGGCGGCGCAGCAGAAUUGUUAUUUUUAGCGCUUGGUUCGUGCUGCAGCGUGGCUCGGUUCGUGGCUCGGUUCUGUCUCUGUUUCUGCCUCCACCACAGUUUAAACAGCAGUCGCUCAGUGAGUGAGUGAAGGCUGAGUGAGCGCGAGGCAGGCUGCGCGGUUGUUGACGGUCGAGAGGGAAAGGAGGAGGAUAACGGAGGUGGAGAGACACAAACAGCAGCAGCACACAUUUGAAGAGACCUACUUUCAUCAGCUUUAAGUGAACUAACUGCCCGCUCACAGAUGGCCAGCCCCGCUGCAGGUCGACCCGUCCCGACUGCUCCGACGAGGGACGAGCCGCGGGAGCCGAACCAUCCAGAACCAGCCUGUCAGGAGGCGCAGAAAUGGAUAGAGGCUGUCACUGGGAAGAGCUUUGGAGAGAAGGACUUCCGCAGUGCACUGGAGAACGGCAUCCUGUUAUGCGAGCUGCUGAGUGUAAUCAAACCAGGCCUAGUCAAGAAGAUCAACAGACUGCCCACCCCCAUCGCUGGACUGGACAAUCUGUCAGUCUUCCUGCGGGGCUGUGAGGAAUUGGGCCUAAAGGGCUCCCAACUAUUUGACCCCGGAGACUUGCAGGACACUUCUAUACGAGCGAAUCUCAAAGACUCUGACUGCAAUCGCAAACUAAAAAAUGUGCUGAACACAGUGUUCUGGCUGGGUAAAGCUGCCAGCGGCUGUGCCUCCUACAGUGGCCCUACUCUCAACCUCAAGGAGUUUGAAGGGCUUCUUGCUCAAAUGAGGAUGGAGAGUGAGGAAGGAGGUGACAGUCCACAGAAGAGAAGUGUUAGAGACAGCGGCUACGACUGCUGGGACUCAGAGAGGAGUGACUCUCUUUCUCCACCACAACACACUCGUGACAACUCCCUGGACAGUCUGGACUCCUUUGGUUCCCGCUCACAGCACAGUCCUUCUCCAGAUGUGGUGAAUCGAGGCAACAGUGAUGGGCGAGGUAGCGACUCGGAGGCUGAUGGUCCCAACAGGAAGCCAGAUGUACGGAAGGACGACAUGUUGGCCAGGCGGACUGCCAGCAGCGAUUCAAGAAGCUCCAUCCCGUUCAAUCAGUUUCUUCCCAAUCGAACAAACGCCAGCUCCUACAUCCCAGCUCCCCGACGAAAACCCCAUGCUGAGGAGGGAGAGCAACGAAGUCACACUCAAGCCACUGUAGAGCAGGACAAAAGAACUGGACCGCACCACAAAACUCCCAAAACUGUCACUUGGGCCCUUGAGAACAAUGGGGAAAAAGUAAAACAGGAAGAGGAGAGAGUGACCCAGGAGGUGUUGGAGCAGAGGCGGCUGCAGAAGUUGGAGAAGGCAGGAAUAAAAGUUCUGCCUGCUGCUGCUCGCUACAGCAGCCCCCCAACAAUGGAUAGACAGGAAGUGAGGUCGCCGUCACCAAACAUCAUCCUUCGCCGAGAUAACGACUUUUUGAGCUCACAGAAAUCUGCUCGGGAGUCCUCCUCUGAGGGGGAGGAGGAGUCAGCAGCACAGAAAGUUCCAGAUGUUCGGAGGGAUGACCUGGCGUCCAGACGGGCUCAUCACAGUGCUGUUGCUCCCAAGGUGCACCAGUUUGUCCCUUCACCUGUCUGUAGCAAGAAAGACCAAGAGCGCUGGGAGGGCAUCAGACGAGCCUCACAGCAAACUCUGCAGGAGAAGGAGACCAGUGAGAAGGAAGCAACCCCUGACAUCAUUACUCGCAGAGACAACUCUUUCCUGAACUCUGCCUCUCACCACGAGGAAGAGGAGGAUGAGGAGGAAGAGGGCAGGGUUAAGGCGAUGCCUAACAAGCAGAAGGACGACCUGGCUCAUAGGCGGGCUCAGAGUCGGACCCUCCCCCACAGGGAUGGACCCGUUAGUUUUGUUUCUGCCUCCAUCAGCCAGGCAGAUAUGAAGAAAUGGGAGAGAUUGAAGAUGACUGAACCCAGUGAGGGUAACCCGGCACCUGUGUGUCAGGCUUGUCUGGAGAAAAGUUAUGGAAGUCCUUUCAGCAGCUCAGCAAGGGCUGGACGAGGUCACAGCAAAGUUGUGACUUUUGGGGGCGUGACUGAGAUCAAGCAGCCAAUAGACACAGUCACAUCAAAUGAAGGGGAGGAGACAGAAUUGCUAAGACGACUCCUUUCCAAGGCAACUGUAGCCAUGCCUACCAUUGGCCUGGGCUCCCAGCUUUCAGAGCGGGAACGCAGCCAGGUGGAUGGAGCUGACCUCAGUCAAACUACGCCUCCUUCUGCUGAUCUCCCACCAUGGACCCGUGUGCUUGCUCAAACUCCCGCUGAGCUGGACGCUCAUCUGGCUCAGUACGAAGGGAGAACAGAGGAGGAGGAUGAGGACGACGAACAGGAGAGGAUCCCAGAUCUUCAGAAAGACGAUAUGAUGGCAAGGAGGACCGGAGUUUUCCAUAAACAAAGCACUGCUACAGUGAGUUACAACCGUUUCCUGCCUCUGCCUGCCACCAAACGCUGCACUCAGGGCGAGGACACUGCUGAUGCUGCUCCGCGAAACAAAAAGCAAGUGCAGACUGACAGAAACAAGAAACUGAACGCCAGAGUGGAGCAAGAAGAACAGCCCAGAGUUCAAACAGAAACUCUACUGCCCGAUUUGAUGGCAACAUCUCACAGCAAACAGGAAUAUGACGAUGAUGAGGAUGAGUAUGAUGAGAAUGAGCCUGUGCCUGACCUGGAGAAGGACGACAUGAUGGCACGAAGGACUGGAUUGUUCCAAAAACCAGUUGCACCUAGAACAAACCAGUCCUUUAGCCAGUUCCUGCCUGUUCCUGGAUCAGUCAAAUAUAACGUCAGCCCAGUGUCUGCAAUGAAGCAGCUCCGCAGCAGACCCAAACACGCAGAGAAGAUGCCUAGUGAAAGCAGCAUCGUUGCCAUAGCAGCUGAACUUCAGGUCCCGCCCCCCACUACCCCAACCAUCCCCAAGUGUGCAAAGCUGAGGGAGAGGCAGGAAGUGGAGGAGGAGGAUAUUAAACAAGAGGGAGACAUUACAGCCCCUUUCACCUCUGUCACAGAUGUGACUGACCCCAUCUCUUCUCCAUCACUCACCCUUUCACCUCCCCCACCACCUCCUGCUGCUCCUGCUGCUCCUGCUGCUCCUGCUUCUUCUCACAUCUCUAAAGUGGAGGCAGAGUUGAGAAAGAUGAGUGUGGAGGAAAAAACUGAGGAAAGAGAGGAGAAACCCUUCUGGCAGGAUGACGAUGAUCUACCUCCAAUGAUGGUGAGCCGACGAGUUGCUUUUAUGUCUGAGGACACAGAGAGUGUGAGUAUGAGUGACAUUCUCAACGAGGAAGAGGCGGAACACUUACCACCGCUGAGCCAAUCACGACAUGAGCGCAUGCAUGAACAGCACAACCAGUUUCAGGAAGAGGACGAUCCCUGGCGAAAUGACUUGGCUCGCUGGAAGACUCGCCGUCGCAGCGCGUCACAGGACCUGAUCAAGAAAGAGGAAGAGAGGAAGAGGGUUGAGAGAAGGAUGAAGGAGCAGGAAAGUGAUAGCAACAAGAGGAAAAGCAUCAAGACCUACAAAGAGAUUGUGGAAGAGAAGGAGCGCAGAGAGGCAGAGUUGUGCGAAUCCUACAGGAACGCAGCCACUGCAGAGGAAGCAGCCAUGGUUUUACAGCGUUAUGCUCUCCGCUUCACCAUCAGCGAUGCAACACUGGACAGUCUGAAACUGCCCAGAUCCACCUCACAGCCCAUAUCUGAACUAAAUCAGGUGGAUGAAGAGCACAAACCCUCAUCGCCUCAUGACACGGAAACGUCACAGCCUGCACACAAACCAGAACCAACAGAACCGAGGGUCACCGAAAUUGAAGAGACAGAGACAAGUUCAAUCACUGAACAACAGGUGUCAGUGUCUGUCUCCACCAGUUCCCCGCCAUCUAAAAGUCUCCUCACCACGUUCACAAUGGAUGGAUUGGUGCGCGUGAACGGAGAGGUGACAGAGGAUUUAUCUGCUCCCACUACACCUGCCUCUCCUCAGCCCUCGCCACAGGGGAGUGAAGACACCACCCCCAAACUGGUGGAGAAAGAGGUUCCACCUAAAGAGACUGUGAAAAAUCAGGAGACAACAGAACAGCCACCGCCGCGGCCGCCAAUGCCACUGCAGACGGAGAAACCAACCACUGCUACAGGCUCCGCCAUCAGCUCUUUGAUCGGAGGCCGAAACUGUAUCAUCACAACAACGAUUGUAACAGAGCUGACACAGACUCUCGUGGAGCCUCUUCAACAAGAGCAAAGCAACGAACAGGUCAGUGGAACCACUGGUUUGUUUGGGAGCCCAGUGCAGGAAAACAGGGAGGAACCAGUUUCAUCGCCCACCAGCAUGCAAGAAUAUUCUCCUACUGUCACAGCAGUUGUGAACAAGUUGUGUUUGUCUUCUGCAGAAGGACUUGAGGAGAGCAGUGUGAGUAUUGAAACCCCCAUGUUGAACUUGGCUAAACGUGUUAAUCACUGGGUCUGGGACCCCAAUGAAGAGCGUAACCGCCUGGAAAGGUGGCAACAGGAGCAGGAGCGCCUCCUACAGGAGCAAUACCAGAGAGAACAGGAGAAGCUAAAGAAGGAGUGGGAGAAAGCACAGCUAGAGGUGGAGGAGGAGGAGCGAAAGCACAAUGAAGAGGAGAGACGGAUUCUGGAGGAGACUAUGACUCCCCUCAAUCCAACCAGUUUGUUGAACCAGCAGCUUGUGAAGACAGAGACGACUUCAUCAGCUCCAGAGGAAAUCAACAUGGAGAAGAAAAAUGUUCCACCUCAGCAAAACGGCCAAAGAGUCUCCACAGGACCUGAGGAUCAACAUGUAUCAAAGCUGCAUUUUUUCCAGGAUACUGUGAGUGAUGAUGAACCGUCAAAGAAACAAGAACUGUGGAAAACAGCCUCAUUAGACCGCAACCCUCAGCUGAACCAGCCACAUGCUGUUAAAAGGUCUGGAUCACAUGACAUUGUAGCAGGCAAACAGCAGUCUUCCUCCGCCUCCUCCUCAUCACCAUCACCACAGCCUCCUUCACCUAGCAGGUGUGUUAGUGGGAAGAGACUGUGCUCUGGCUGCUCCCAGCCUCUGGGAAAAGGAGCGGCCAUGAUCAUCGAUACACUGGGACUUUUCUUCCACAUACAGUGUUUUAAGUGUGGAGUGUGUAAUGGGCAACUGGGUGACGCCACUGCGGGGACUGACGUAAGGAUUCGUAACGGACUGCUGAGCUGUCAUGAGUGCUAUAUGGCAACUCGAGGCAGAGGACAGCCCACCACACUAUAAUGACCUGCAUUUGAACUGGAUCCCAUCAGCACCACACUCUGUGUUUGGGUGUAGAAGGGUUCAAGAAGCUUGAAUCAUAUUCUGGAAAAUUCCUGGAAUCUCUUUGGAAACCUCUUUUUUUUGUCCCCUAAAAUGAACAAACAGCUUUAUGGAAGUUUCUGAAAGGAGAACUGACAAGUGGACUUAACUAAACAAAAGCACACACACAGUACAGUACAGUGCUUCUUAACUGUACAUGUGUAUACACUUCUUGUUUGUGUAGCAUGGACAUAGUAAAGCAACCAUUGUCUUUAGGCCUUUGCACAGUCAAGACAGUAAAAUAAGGAUCUGUUCUGUCACAAUGUUUCACGACAAGCUAAACACUACUGUCUUUAACACAACACUUUCAAUAAUCCUGAUUCAUGCUUCUGCACUGAUCAUGCGACUCCAUAUCUCAGAACGUGGUGUGGGUUGAAGUAUAAGCUGAAGUAGCUUGAAACAUUAAAAUGCCUUACUCGUCAUAUUUUAUCAUUCUUUUUUUUCUUCUUUUGGUUUCGUGUUUACAGUUUUGCAUGAAAGAAGAACUUAUAUAUAAGUUAUUGUGCGUAUUUCUCCGAUGGAUUGUAAGAGUUUGAUUGUUAUCCUCUCAACAGCUAAACUUAAACUCUCCUCUCGUAUCUUGUACAUCGUAUUCAUCGUCAUUUUAUAAUUUUUGCAAAUAUGGCUAUCUUACACAAGCUAUUUCUUUUAGAAUUAAAAUGUACGGGAAUGACAACGCACUAUACAAAGUAAUAAUACUUGUUUUGGAUUUUAGAUAUUUUCCCUUUAAGAUGUUUUAUCUUGUUGUUUAUUCUCAUAGACUGACUGCGUCCCAAACAGUGCCUUAUGUAAUGGAUGCGAGGGCUGGUGUACGUCAUGUGUUUUUCACACUUACACCGACCUCUAGCUCAUUGCAUUGUGUGCAUGUGUGUUAUGAGUGAGUGUGCACUUACAUGUAUGCAAAGUGUAAUUUGACUUGAAGUACAGUUCCAUACCAGCAAAAAAUGUUACAUGGAUCACUCCUAAUCACCUGAUAUGUUCUCUUCCAUCCUUCUCCAAGAGCUUAACCAAUGACACCAUCACUUGCUGCUUCCCUGUGAGUUACGGCCUGAUAAUUUAUCAAUCGCAAUCUCCCGAAAAAAAACCUCUCCUUGUUUGCCUCUCUCAAAAGUGUUGUCUCCCUAAGAGUCUGAGCUGAACUCCUCUGUGUAUUAUUGCCUCUAUCUGGACACUUGACAGUGUCCUCCAUCACUCAGAAGAGAUAAAGUCCAUUGUCUUUUAUAGCAAGUGUAUGUUUAACAAUAAAAUAUUUUAGAUGGGA
Solea solea (common sole) is the source of this 6692-nucleotide messenger RNA. RefSeq names its product LIM and calponin homology domains-containing protein 1-like. Gene Ontology annotation, cellular component: stress fiber. The coding region runs from base 353 to 5353 and encodes 1666 amino acids. Gene Ontology annotation, biological process: positive regulation of stress fiber assembly; regulation of focal adhesion assembly. Lineage: Eukaryota; Metazoa; Chordata; Actinopteri; Pleuronectiformes; Soleidae. Gene Ontology annotation, molecular function: myosin II head/neck binding. The record is from RefSeq and is a predicted model, not a curated record. The transcript is spliced from 31 exons.